Penicillium antarcticum is the source of this 546-nucleotide messenger RNA. RefSeq lists its product as uncharacterized. The record is from RefSeq and is a predicted model, not a curated record. Bases 1 to 546 code for a protein of 181 amino acids. NCBI's taxonomy places the organism in Eukaryota, Fungi, Ascomycota, Eurotiomycetes, Eurotiales, Aspergillaceae. The transcript has a single exon.
AUGCCUCGACUUGUACACCACGUCUCUGGUGCGGAUUGGGCUGCAAUGGGCCCCAAAUCCCCAACCCAGCAAUUUUUCAAGCAUUACGUCGACACGGUUGAUGCAAACGGCUUCAACAGCGGUUCUGGUACGCGAUUCUAUGCUAAAGACGCCAUUUUUCACAACCAAAACAACGCACAAUACAACGGAGGAGAUGAGAUGUGGGCAUUCAUGAAGCAACUGUUUGGCCUAUUCCGCAAGAUGAGGCACGACUUCAUUAACGUCUUCGAAAUCGAAAAUGACGAUGGUACCAUGCAGCUUAUCUCGCAAAAUGUACGCAACAUUUGGAUGCCAGACAAUGAGACUGAUCAGCCAUCUGUUAGUAUCCCAAUGAGCUGGAUCUGCCGGAUCGGUCCUGCCGAUGAGAUGGGUACUGUCAAUGGUCUGCAAUAUAAGGAGGUUUGGCUCUACUGGGAUACAGCUUUGCUUGCGCCUGUUCUGCCGCAAGAUGCCGUGGCCUUCCAAGCAAGGAAUAUCCUGGAGAAGGGGAAUGCUUCAGUAGUAUAG